GUUGAUUACAUUGUUUCUUGGGGAUUAAAGCUCACUAGUGUUAUGCUCACUCAAGAAAAGUAUGCCUACUCAAUGGUGGGGAAUCCUUUGUUGAUGCUUAGCCAGGAGACGGGCAACAAUCAUAUGGAGGAGAAGGGGACUAUUGGCUCUGGUCAUAAACGCAUGGACAGCCUUGAAGAGAAGGUUUCUGUGUUCUUUCAUGAAGAUUUUGUUGAUGAUCAGUCUGAUUGCUCUUUGAAGGAAGAAGAUGACUACGAGUCUGAUAACAACUUGCAUGACCCCGUGGAAAGGGCCUUCUUUUGGGAAUCACAAGAGGCGUUGCUUCAGGAAGUUUUGGAGCGCUAUAAAUUAACAGGUUCAAAAUUAAGGCAAGAGGUUAGCAGAAUUAUAGGGGUAGCAAAAGCGAGUGAUUUUUGCAAUUGCCUGAAGCCCACGGAUGGGUGCGCUAGCUGUUUGAGACAAAGCGUUGUCGAUUUGCUCACCCAAAAGGGAUUUCAUGCAACUCGUUGCACAUCCAAGUGGAAAGACACCAAAAAGUAUCCUGGAGGAAAACAUGAGUAUGUAGAGAUGAUUGCAAGCACAAGCGGACGCAAGAAGCCAAUCCCAUAUCUGAUUGAGUUGGAAUUCAUAGACCAGUUUGAGAUUGCUAAAGCAUGUGAUGAGUACCGCAACCUUGUGGCACAAUUGCCAGAAUACUACAUAGGGAAAGCUGAUUACCUCAAUGUCAUUGUUGGCAUUCUUUGUGAUGCAGCCAAGAGAUCAAUGAAAGAUAAGAAACUUCACAUGGGUCCAUGGAGAAAAAGAAGCUUCAUGCAAAUGAAAUGGUCAAGUACUUCUGAAAGGCGGUCUGUUGAUGAAUCUUCAACCAAGAUUUCUUCUUUGCCAUCAUCAAGACAAGCACCUGAAUCCUGCUUGCACUUCUCUGCUGCUCCAGCUGUGACUGUCACUUAG
Molecule: messenger RNA, 951 nt
Organism: Dovyalis caffra
Lineage: Eukaryota; Viridiplantae; Streptophyta; Magnoliopsida; Malpighiales; Salicaceae
Source: the annotation of a GenBank genome assembly